Molecule: messenger RNA, 162 nt
Organism: Perkinsus marinus ATCC 50983
Lineage: Eukaryota; Perkinsozoa; Perkinsida; Perkinsidae
Exons: 3
Coding region: 1-162 (53 amino acids)
Source: RefSeq, a predicted model, not a curated record
AUGGCCCAGCCUCGGUUCGCGAGGGCGAUGUUGGAGGUUCAGUCUAGUGUCUCUGCUAUUGGGCGUAUUAGAAUGGUGAAGAUUGAAGAGGAGAAGUGUUAUGAUCUCAGUACAUUCAUUGCUAUUCAAGAGAAGCUCGGUGGUAUAGCCCGUUUUACGUGA